AUGACCACUGCACCCCCGACUUAUCAGACCAUUGUCGCGACGAGCCUCUCACCAGGGGCACUGCUGCUGGAAUAUAACCAACCCAAGAUCUCCAACGCGUUCACACUGCAGCAAUACCACGACCUCGCCGAUGCACUUCGCUGGGCGCGCAAUGUCCCUUCCAUCAGGGUGAUCGUCCUCACGGGCAAGGGAAAACACUACUGCGCCGGGAAAGUACUCCUCCCACCGGGCCAAUCUGGACCGACGAUCGAGCAAGAAAUCGAAGCGGGCCGCAAACUGGGAGACGAGUUGCAGGGCUACCCGAAGGUGCUCAUUGCAGCGGUCCACGGUGCAGCCAUCGGAUGGGGAUGCACCCAACUGUGGAACUUUGAUUUGGUGUACGCCUGGGAGAAAGCGGCCGUGUUCCAGACACCCUUUAUGAGCCUGGGCUUCGUGCCCGAAGGGGCGUCGAGCUGGAGUUUCCCCAAGGUCAUGGGCAAACAGCGCGCAAACGCGUUGCUGUUGGCGGCGGAGAAACUGAAUGCCAGGGAGAUGUACGACGCGGGCAUGGUGACCAAGGUCAUUGGAGGCGACACGGUCGAGGCGUUCCGGGACGAGGUCUUCAAGAUCGCAAAGAGGAUAGGCACCUACAGCGCCGAGAGCCUGAGAAUGGCCAAGGCACAGGUGAACAGGCCUACGGUGUUGGCCGAGCAGCGGGAGGCGAGCAUGUGGGAAGCAGUGGAUUUGAAGGUACGACUAAACAGUGACGAGGCCAAAGCAGCGAUGAAGGCAUUCAUGGACAAGAGCAAGCCGAAGUUGUAA
Fonsecaea multimorphosa CBS 102226 is the source of this 801-nucleotide messenger RNA. RefSeq lists its product as uncharacterized. The record is from RefSeq and is a predicted model, not a curated record. NCBI's taxonomy places the organism in Eukaryota, Fungi, Ascomycota, Eurotiomycetes, Chaetothyriales, Herpotrichiellaceae. The coding region runs from base 1 to 801 and encodes 266 amino acids. The transcript has a single exon.